Molecule: messenger RNA, 3146 nt
Organism: Neoarius graeffei (lesser salmon catfish)
Lineage: Eukaryota; Metazoa; Chordata; Actinopteri; Siluriformes; Ariidae
Gene: ldlrad3
Product: low density lipoprotein receptor class A domain containing 3
Exons: 6
Coding region: 131-1189 (352 amino acids)
Biological process (GO): receptor-mediated endocytosis
Cellular component (GO): plasma membrane
Molecular function (GO): protein binding
Source: RefSeq, a predicted model, not a curated record
AAAAAAAACGAACAAGCUGCGGGACUCGCGAGUCUCUGAGACGCUGCUGGAAACCGAGGAACUUUUGCAAAAGCACCCCGGAGUGUUUGGCGGCGGGGUGAAGCACGGGCCGGCCGAAACAGGAAGUAGGAUGUGGGUCUGGUACCUCCUGCUCGGGUCGGGAACGGGCACCAGCUCGGUCGAGAGCCAGCUUCUCCCUGGGAAUAACUUCACCACUGAAUGUAACAUCCCGGGAAACUUCAUGUGUGGCAAUGGCUUGUGUAUCCCUGGAAGCUGGCAGUGUGACAAUUUCGCAGACUGCUUCGACAAAAGCGACGAGAAGGGUUGCCCGAAGGUGAAGUCUAAGUGCGCCCCAACGUUCUUCGGCUGCGCUAAUGGCGUCCACUGCAUCAUCGGCCGCUUCCGCUGCAACGGCUUCCGCGACUGCCCCGACGGUAGCGACGAGGACAACUGCACAGGUAAUCCUCUGGUGUGCUCAGCGGCUCGGUUUCACUGCAAGAACGGCCGAUGUGUGGAUCGAAGUUUCCUCUGUAAUGGCCAAGACAACUGCCAGGACAACAGUGAUGAAGAGAACUGCCUUUCCACAGCAGAAUCUCCAGGUCAGGAUUUUGUGACGUUGGACUACCGGUUGCGUUACUACCCCAGCAUCACUUACGCCGUCAUAGGCAGCGCCAUCAUCUUCGUCCUGGUGGUGGCGCUGUUGGCUCUGGUGCUGCAUCACCAGAGGAAGAGGAGCGUGUUAUUGCCCCGUAGCGGAAGCCACCCGCACCCUCACCAGCCACUGCUGCUCUCCCGGCUGGUGAUAGUGGACAGAGGACAUGUCUCACCUCCAUCCUCCUCUCCAUCAGCACACUUCAACUCAGCACACAGCCUCCAGCUGCUCACCAGCUCACUGUACCCCCAAGGAACCCCGCUGGAGUCACCACCCUCAUACUCACAGGCAGUGCUGGAUGUCAGUCGACCACCCUGGUUUGACCUCCCGCCUCCUCCGUACCCGCCUGACGGUGAGGCCGCGUGUGGAACAGAUCCACCUGUUUAUGAAGCAUCCACACAAUCUAGUGAGACUCCUGCUGUCAGAUCUGAGAGAGCGCAAGUACACAGCAUCAAUCCCACAGUCACACGUGAAGCAGCACAGCCUCGAACCCUCAGCUCAGCUUCAGGCUCUAUAGAAGAGGCUCAGCAGCUAUAGGGGACACAUGUGUGUGUGUCUGUGUGUGUAUAUAGGACACAGAGACGUGUAUAGGACUCACCGUGUGGAAAGAUACGAGACGGAUGAGUGCCACAGCACUACAUUUGGAGUAUCGCUAAAGAGCAUUGCCAGAAAAACAUAGGGUUUCCUACUCCGUGAUUUUCUGGGUGGAAUGCGCCAUCUUCUGGGAAAAAUGUGACGUUACAGCUCCAGUGAGAGACGAAUCUACUUCACACCUCCGAGACGUGACUGGUCUCAUAAAGACGCGGUGGAGACACCAAACGAACAGCACUCCACUACUCCAGGACUAAACACUUUCCUGAACUCGUCUUUAUUAAUAGUGUUUUGGUGUUGUUGUUUUUUUUCCAUCCAGCGCUUUAUAAUAUUCUGAAAAAUCACUAUGCAAUGUGAAUUGUGUAUGACGUUGAACUUAUUAAAAAAACGAUACAAGUGAUAUGGUGUGUAAAGAAUCAAAGUCCUUCUCCAUUCUCAUCGUGAAAGCACUUAUUAAUUUAUCCUGUUGAUACACUUUUGGUCGUUGUGUUUCCUUCGAUUAUUUCUCAAAUUAAAUUCACAGUAAACUCUACACAGACGAGCAGCUUUCGUGCUAAGAGGCUUUUCUCCACAGUAAAAGUGCCGGACGGUGUUCUGACUAACUGUUGAAAUGUCCACAGGUUUGUGCGCGUGCACAUUUCACUUUUGGAAGCCCAUUAAUUCAUGCUUCUUCAAGUAGGUUUCUGCUGGAAGCACUUUCUUGAAAAGUCACACUAAUAAAGCAGCUCAAAAUACGUGUAACCAUGACAACAGUGAUGGUGCUUGUGGCAUCUGCUGUAUUUUUGCCCGCACUUGCAGCUAUUUUACAGGACAUUUUAAGUGGUGUAUUAUUCCAGAACAGCACUAGUUAGUGUCGUGGGUCCAGGAACCAUCCAGAGGUUAAUGAAAUGAAGUCUGUGGAGUAAAGCGAAGUGUGGAAACGGUCAGUCUUUUUUCACCGCAGCAGAAGUUUCCUAUGUUUUAUUAACCUGCUGCCAUUUACUGGCUGCCUUAUCAUAUGAUGACUCCAAUUUCAAUUAAUUCAGUUAGAAUAUUUAUACGAUAAAAUAUCUCAUGCCAAAACAUAGAAUCUUGCUUCAAGGAGAACUGAAGUCAUUUUUAAACGUGCUUUAUUUCUUAAUGUGUUAUUCAUUUCCGUUUUCGGUUUUAGUAACCUUAUAUCGUGACUCGUAUUGGCAACUAACUGCAAUUAAAUAUUAUACUUAUCGGCCUAUUCGGUUUUUAGCCAUGUUGAAUUUAGUUCGUUUGGUCCACGGCAGGCGUCGCUUAUCUGCGCGAUCUUCACGAGACUUGUGCGAGACUUCGAAACGUGACGUGUCAGCCAGGUGUCAGUGCCGCCAUUUUGAAAACCGUUUUCCAAACGAAAUGUUGCACAAAAACGAGUUUAAAUGACGAUUACUGCCUACUUUUUUCAAACUUUCCUGAUCGCUAUCAAAGCAAACAAAACUUCUGGCUUGAUUACGUCAGCAUUCGAAAGAGGGCGCGUGCGUCUUUUGACAACGUUGGUAGAUGUCGGUCACUUUGAUUUCCGUUGUACGUUUUACUUCCGUCCUACGAUGUCUCGCACAGGUCUCGACGAAUCUCGUUUAUGGCCAUUGCUGUGACAUAUGGACUGAUAUAUUGCAGAGCAUAUUUCAAACACUCAGAACUUGCUAUAGCAGUGACAAAAUAGCGAUCAAAAAUGCAUUCCUAUUAGUGCUGUCAAAAAUGUCGCGUUAUUAACGCGUUAACUUGACUCAAUUUUAACGGCGAUAAUUUUUUUAUCGUGAGAUUAACGCUCUGUGACAUGAUGUAGGUUUUUCAUAAGCUUUUGAAACUGCCAGGAACUUGGAACAGAGACUUUGCUUAGAAAAACGAUAGCAGCUAGACUGUACUGCCGCGCCCCGCACAGCCAGAGUCCUCU